Saccharomycodes ludwigii is the source of this 1305-nucleotide messenger RNA. RefSeq names its product NAD+ transporter (gene YIA6). Gene Ontology annotation, molecular function: NAD transmembrane transporter activity. The record is from RefSeq and is a predicted model, not a curated record. Lineage: Eukaryota; Fungi; Ascomycota; Saccharomycetes; Saccharomycodales; Saccharomycodaceae. Gene Ontology annotation, biological process: NAD transmembrane transport. The transcript has a single exon. Bases 1 to 1305 code for a protein of 434 amino acids.
AUGAAUGAUGAUGUUGAAGGGAGAAAAUCAAACAAUAAUACCAAUGCUACAGAUUUAGUCGUACCUAAAGUGAUAAAAAAACAUGUAUUAGAAGCCCAAAAUUGUAUUAACACCGAUACAGAAAUAACACACAUAGAUGAUAUGAUUGCAUAUCCCCAUAGCAGCGAUAUAGUAGAUUUUAUUCCACCACACGAAGACCAUACACAUGCUCUAAAUACCUCCAUUACUACGGUAUCAAAUGGCGAUAGCAAUGUUUCAACGCAUACUACAGAAAAAGGACAAACUGUUAAUGCUCUUGCUAUUCUUCCCAACUUGCCAUUUUUCUCAAGAAAUUUCACAGAUACAGAAAUCACAGCAUUAAGCGGGGCAGUUAGUGGGUUUUUGGCAGGUGUAAGUGUUUGUCCAUUGGACGUAGCGAAAACUAGGUUGCAAGUACAAAACCAAUCUACUUACUAUCAUGGCAUUAUGGGUACAUUAAAAACUAUUGUCAGGGAUGAAGGUGUGAGAGGAUUAUAUAAGGGUGUUGUACCAAUUGUAUUAGGUUAUUUCCCAACAUGGAUGAUCUACUUUUCAGUAUACGAAAAAUGCAAGAAAUGUUAUCCGCUUUUUUUCCAGUUUAAUUUUAAAAAUUCAGAUUUUGUUAUGCAUAGUUUCUCUGCCAUUUCUGCUGGAGCUGUUUCGACUAUUUGCACAAAUCCUAUCUGGGUAGUUAAAACUAGGCUAAUGCUGCAGAUUAAAAAUAUAGAUUUUGAACCCAAAGUGUGGCCCAUUGGUGUGAAUAGAACUGUGAAUAGUAAAGAAUUGGUUGAUAAUUAUUAUAAAGUGUACAGUGGAACUUUGGACGCAUUUUACAAGAUGUAUAAAAGUGAAGGCAUAAGAUCGUUUUAUAAGGGUUUGGUUCCUUCCUUUUUCGGAUUAUUACAUGUUGCUAUUCAUUUCCCUGUGUACGAGCAGUUAAAAGUGUUAUUUAAGUGUAAUCAAGACAUUGAUCCAACCAGCACCACCAACAAGAAUUUGCAGAUACAUCGAUUAAUUUUAGCAUCGUGUCUGUCCAAGAUGAUUGCCAGUACUUUAACGUAUCCACAUGAAAUUGUAAGGACCAGAAUGCAAAUACGAAGGGGUGACGAUAAGACUAGGAUGAUUGGCAUUAUCAAGGAAGUGUACAAUAAAAAGGGGGUUUCUGGGUUUUAUUCUGGGUUUAAUACAAAUUUGGCAAGAACUGUUCCUGCAUCGGUUAUCACUUUGGUUUCAUUUGAAUAUAUUAGAAAAUAUUUAAAACAUUUGAAUGCUAAGUAUGCGGUUUAA